Molecule: messenger RNA, 2529 nt
Organism: Oncorhynchus keta (chum salmon)
Lineage: Eukaryota; Metazoa; Chordata; Actinopteri; Salmoniformes; Salmonidae
Exons: 36
Coding region: 85-2040 (651 amino acids)
Source: RefSeq, a predicted model, not a curated record
UGCAGAAGGAAGACUAAAGCCCUGGGUGCUACAUGCUGUAUAUGUCUACUCCUGAGUUCCCCACAUAGAUCUUUAGAAAAAAACAUGUGGUCACGAAAUCUUUUAAUUGCUUCUGUAAUUGUCUUUUUGGCAACAACAAUUUCAACUGCUCCUGUGGAAGAGAAAGAGCCGGAGGAGAUAGAGGUAGAGGACGGUGAAGAGGAACUCUCAGAAGAGGAGGAGGAUGAUGAUGACUCCAAGAGUCAGGAAAAGAAUAUGGGAAUUGGAGCACAGCAAGCUACCACAGUAUCUAAAGGCCUGGGUUUAAGCGCUCAGCCUGGCACCUCAUUCCAGGGCGAAGCUCCGAAUGGACAUAAACUCAAUGGGGAUAGUGCCAUGCAAGCUGGGCCUGACCGUAAUGGUGGUGGUGGAGGAGGAGGAGGAGGGGGAGGUGGUGGUGGAGGAGGAGGUGGUGGUGGAGGAGGUGGAGGAGAUUCACAUACUUCACCAUCUGACCCCAGCUCCCAUGAUGCUUCUUUGCCAGGACAUGCAGGCUCCUCUUUAGAUACCAGUAUUGCAGGUCCCAGUUUGGAUCCGAGUCAAACAGGUGCAGGGGCUCAUGGCAGUUCAGUGUCACACGUGCAAGCCCCAGGAAAAGUGGUUGUCCACCCAGGAACAGGGGUUGUCCACCCAGGAACAGGGGUUGUCCAUCCAGGAUCAGGGGUUGUCCACCCAGGAACAGGGGUUGUCCACCCAGGAACAGGGGUUGUCCACCCAGGAACAGAGGUUGUCCACUCAGAUACAAUCUCUCACGGCUCAAUGGGACAAGCAGGAGGGAGCUCCACUCUCAUCAUUAUCCAUGAGGCUCAUCCACAGCCUGCAGGUGGCAGCAUUCAUACAUUUGAUGCUGCUGGCUAUCAGACUGAGGCUCCAACAAGUGAGACUGAAAUAGAGUCGCCUGAGUAUGACACACCUGAGUCACCUGAGUUUAAUGGUAAUGGUCACAAGCUGCUGAUUGGAGGAGCAGUAGAAAAUGGACAUGCAGCUAUACCUGUAGUCACUGACCUCUUCAUUGAGGACACAAAUCACAUGGAUCCCACAGGUGCUAUGGAUCCACUUGGUGCAAGUUCUCACCUGGACAAUACAGGUAUUAUCGACCAAUCCAGCCAUGACUUCCUCAUUGGUUUAAUGGGUGGUGUGGGGGAUCUGUAUGCUUCUGACAUCCAUAUCGACAUCUCAGAUCACACUGGAAUGACUUCUCAAUUAGACUCAAUAGCUGUGGGUUCGGGUCCAGGACCGGCGUUGUCGUCAAGUAGCAGCCCGGGUCCAGACGUUCCACCAGGCCUUGGAGAUCACAUAGGUCUAAUAAGUGAUUUUACAGGCCUUACUGACUACUCAGGGCCUGACCAUCCAUAUCUGAGCUCAGGUUUCGAUGGAUCAUACCACUCAGCAGGUGAUCAUGCUGGUCUAUCCGAUACUACAGACCACCCAGUAGCAGUGAUGUCACAUACUGAUUAUUCAUCAUCGCACAUUGACCACCCAGGAAAUGGUCGUCAAAGCCAGGUUACAGACACACAUGGAGGUGAUCAUGUGGUCAACGAUGUGCAUCAUGAUGUAACAGAUCCACCUGGGCAGCAGAUUAUGUCUACAGACAUAGGCCUACUAGAUGCUGGUGAGCACGGCGUCGUCUCUCACCACGACGACAUGGGAGCUGUUACAGACGGGGUCGCUGUUCAGCAUCAUGAUGACGUUCACACCGUCAGCCCUCAAACAGAUACCACAGCACUUGGGGCGAACGUGUACAGCUCCAGCGCACCAGGGACGCCCGAUUCUGUGCUUGGAUUUGGACAUGACACUACAGUUGUUGCAGAAGCACACAGUGUCUUCAUUCAGACCGAUUCCCCAGUCACAGCUGAUGCACAAGGAUCCACUCUACAGGCUUCCAGUCAUCCUGGUGUAACAGAACAGACACAGCCUGCUGUUUCCGCAGCUGAACAGUACAACCCAUCUGGUCAGGGUCCUGAAGGUGCAGAAAAUGUGGAACUGGAGGAUACCUGCUGACUUCCAUAUGAAGCCUCGUGUCAAGUUUCUACGCUACAGAUUUCAGUGUACGGACCAGCCUGCAUGGCAGAGAAACAGUGAUCCAGCCCACUAGCAAAUCUAGUUGUUUGUGUCUAUGUUUGUUUGUUUGAACUUUGUCUAUUUAAACUUAAAGAUGACACUGUAAGUAAACUUUUUGCGCACUUGUUAAUAGACGUUUUGUUUCAUUCGUUGCAUAUAUGACAAAAAGACAAGAGGGUACUAAGGAGAACCCUCUGACUCAGAUGAAUAUGGCUCAUACAAAAGCGUCAUCCCUAUGAAUAUUGUUGUACAAAAGCUCAAACAAUAUACUGAAUCUUUAUGAAGCUUUGUUUUUUUGUAAUUUCCACAAGUACUGUAUUUCCCAGUUUAGAAAAUGUGAGAAAUAAUAAAUAAUUUUGUGUCAGAAAUUGUACAUUGCGAAAUGUAUAUCAAAGUAAUCUCUACAUUAAAAGGAACAUCUAUUUUGAA